GAGGAAGGAUGUCUAUCAUCACAUGCCUAGUGCUUCGAUUCCAAAUUCUCUCACGACGUCCUACACGACAAAAACAACUGUCGUUUACCACCCCCAACCCAAAACUGGAAACUCGCCGAGCCAAUCAAACCUUCGUCCUCUCUUUCAGCGUAUUCCACACACUCUUCUUCCUCCUGAUGCUCCAAUCAGCUGCAAUCGUUACAUAGUGUGAAAUUACCCUUUUACCCCGUCAUUUGAGACCCACGCCCUACGCCGCCGCCACUACUGCUGCUGCCGUUUGAAUUCAUGUAUAACAAAUUCAGAAUUCUAGGGUUUCUCUGCUCUGGUCUUAUUCUUGGUACUGGAUAGUGGAUAAAUGCUAAUCCCUGGAAUCAUAGGGUUCCAAACCCUUUUCGCUGUCUUUCUGUCGGUUAUUUUCUUUUGGAUACACCAUAAGUGGCGCAAUGCGGUGGCCAGGAAGGAGGAGAUCAAGAGGCUUGUUGAUAUUGUAUCCAAGGAGUCUACAAUGGUUGAGUUUGAUGCUAUUUAUGAAUACAAGUCGUUGCCCAGGCUGCAUCAAUGCGCUGUGUGCUUCUGCCCCACCACUACCCGCUGCUCCCGAUGUAAAUCUGUCCGCUACUGUUCUGGUAAGUGUCAAAUAAUUCACUGGAGACAAGGUCACAAGGACGAAUGUCAACCCUUAACUGCCGCCUUGCAUUUGAAACAGGAAAGCGAAUUUUGUGAGGGAGCUUCUUCAGAAAAACAAUCUGAAAUGCAUGUUGCAGAAAGGGAAUUAUUAGCUAAUGUUUCUACCAAUAAAGAACUUGUUUAUAGUAGCAGUACCACUGGCAGAUCAGAGAGAUCUUCUGAUAUGCCUGACACUAGGGUUAGUUCUAAGGAAAUUCAAGAACCUAAAUUGCCUCCUCCAAAGUCUACCAAAUCCAUCACUUGUGUAAAUGGUGUUUCUCAUCCAAGUAAAUUAAAUAAGAUGAAACCCAGCUAUAAUGAUGAAGUGGUUGGUAAGUCUCAGGUUCUUAAUGGUAAUGCCAUGAUUGAUGAAAUCUGGCCAGCAAAAUUGGGCCACAAGAAGUCCAACAGAAGAGCUGCAUUAUCAGAAACGUUAGUUGCAGAUUCUUCUAACUGUAAGAGUUCAACAUCUUUAAAUUCAAAAUUGGAUUCUGUAAGUGAUGAUGGGGAAGAUGAUUCACCAAUGUGCAAGGGUAAAGAUGCAAGAUCUUUGUCAUUUAACGCGUCAGGUGAUCAUUCACAAGAUGCUUCUAAUGGCUUGAGAAAUUCUGUAUGGAGAAAAGUUCAGCAGUUGAGAGCGAAGCAAUCCCACAAUUAUGAGAUAAUCUUUUCGUAUGAACUUUUUGUGAAACUUUACUCUUGCAGUGAAGAACUAAGCCCAUUUGGGCUCACGAAUUGUGGGAAUAGUUGUUAUGCUAACACAGUGCUCCAAUGCUUGGCAUUUACUCGGCCUCUCACUUCCUACUUUAUUCUCCAGCUCCACUCCAAUGCGUGUCGAAAGAAGGAAUGGUGUUUCGUUUGUGAAUUUGAAUUUUUAAUACUGAAGGCAAGGGAAGGGGAGUCCCCCUUGUCACCAAUUAGGAUUUUAUCCAAAAUACAAAAAAUUGGAAGUCAUCUUGGUCAUGGGAGAGAAGAAGAUGCUCAUGAAUUCCUAAGGUAUGCUGUUGAUACAAUGCAGUCUAUAUGCCUCAAGGAAGCUGGAGCUAUGGGCACAUUGGCAGAAGAAACGACUGUAGUAGGACUGACAUUUGGGGGUUAUCUUCGAUCUAAGAUAACUUGCAUGAGGUGCCUUGGGAAAUCUGAGAGAUAUGAACGGAUAAUGGAUUUAACUGUGGAGAUAGACGGUGACAUUGAGACUCUUGAAGAAGCUCUUGCACAAUUUACAGCAGAUGAAGUGUUGGACGGAGAGAACAAGUACAAUUGCAGCAGGUGUAGAUCCUAUGUGAAAGCUAAAAAGAAAUUGACAGUAUUAGAGGCACCCAAUAUCCUUACAAUUGUGUUAAAGCGAUUCCAGUCUGGUAACUUUGGGAAGCUGAACAAGUCAGUUCGGUUUCCUGAGGUCCUUAACCUGGCUCCAUACAUGCGUGGAAAAAGCGAUAAAUCUCCUCAGUACAGUCUUUAUGCAGUGGUUGUUCACAGGGAUAGGAUGAAUGAUACAUCUACUGGUCAUUAUGUCUGUUACAUAAAGACUUCCCAUGGUGAAUGGUUUGGGAUUAAUGACAGUGAGGUAAUGCCUGUAGAAUUGGAGAGAGUCUUAUUGGAAGAGGCAUAUAUGCUCCUUUAUGCUAGGCACUUUCCUAGAGGCCCGGCUGUACUGACUUUAGAGACUCAUGGUUUGAAGUCUAAGAAAAGGAACUUGGAAGCUGUUCCUUCCCGCCUCAGUACUUCAAAGGUGAGGUCUAACUCCCAGUGUGCAAGCACUGAUCCAUCAAAGGCACAACAGAAGCAUGGCAAAUACCCAUACUGGACAACUCCAGAUGAUUUCACCGGCUAUAGGUUGCGUGAUCUAGAUGAUUGGAGAUUCCAGCCUGUGGAUUCGUCUAGUGAGAGUUCUUCACUUUUCAGCUGGUCUGACGCGAGUUCUUGCAGCACUGCGAGUACCAAGGACUCGGUGAAGAGUGAAGACUUCUCUGAUUUCCUAUUUGGGGAAGUGGGACCUGGUUGGUACGGCCGCCCUGGGAUUGCAGGGGAUACAGUUGCUCCUUCCUUGUACAGGAAUGUUGAUGCAGACUUGCAUGGGAGAAGUUAGAGUUGAAGACGAGCACACAAAGAUGACUGGGAAUGGGAUGUGGGAGGGCGUUCUAAUCCUGCAUUCUUGUACACUGAUACAAGUUAAAAAGUAAGAAAAAGAUUGUUGGAAGUUGACAGUUGAUACUUCAGUUUUGGUAGUUUGUAACAGUAGGUAAGCUGACUUGGAACAAUAGUGUAGGCCGCUAACCCCUCUCCAUAUGAGAUAUGGUGGUGUAGAAUUAGGAGGAGCAUUGUGGGAAUAUAUCAACUCAAACAUUUUGUUGAGGUUUGGGUUGAGAUGAAUUUAAGCUUCUAGAUUGUUUAUCUAUGUGGAAUAUAUAAAAUAAUUCUUUUUUCUGUCUUUUCCA
Manihot esculenta (cassava) is the source of this 3104-nucleotide messenger RNA. RefSeq names its product ubiquitin carboxyl-terminal hydrolase 17. NCBI's taxonomy places the organism in Eukaryota, Viridiplantae, Streptophyta, Magnoliopsida, Malpighiales, Euphorbiaceae. Gene Ontology annotation, cellular component: cytosol; nucleus. The transcript has 11 exons. Gene Ontology annotation, molecular function: cysteine-type deubiquitinase activity; cysteine-type endopeptidase activity. The coding region runs from base 356 to 2755 and encodes 799 amino acids. The record is from RefSeq and is a predicted model, not a curated record. Gene Ontology annotation, biological process: protein deubiquitination.